CUAAAGGCACCACCUUCCAUGGUCAGUAAUGAACAACGCCAGCAUGCAGAGCACAUAUUCCUAUCAUUUAGGAAAUCCAAGUCACCAUUUGCAGUUUGCAGGCAUAUUUUGGUUCUUCAUGCUUUGGAAGUAACAGUUGAAGAGAGGUGAGGAAAGUUUGUGAAAAUUGUGAUCGGUGAUUAGCUGCCACCUGCCUGAGGUGUCUUCUGAGAGGAACUAACCUCUUUGUGGUGCUAGAGCAAGGUCACUGGAUUAAAAACAGAACAGAAACCAGUAAAGUGGACUAUGUCCUUUUUCAAGCUGCCACAGCCAUAAUGGAAGCAGUUGUCCGAGAGUGGGUUCUCUUGGAGAAAGGCAGCAUCGAGUCCCUGAGAACAUUCCUCCUCACCUAUGUCUUGCAAAGGCCUAACCUCCAAAAGUAUGUUCGGGAACAGAUUCUGUUAGCAGUAGCAGUAAUUGUGAAAAGAGGAUCACUAGAUAAGUCAAUUGACUGCAAAAGCAUUUUUCAUGAAGUCGGCCAAUUGAUAAGCAGUGGCAAUCCCACUGUGCAAACUCUGGCCUGUUCCAUUCUAACUGCACUAUUGAGUGAGUUCUCGAGUUCAAGUAAAACUAGCAACAUUGGAUUGAGUAUGGAAUUCCACGGCAACUGCAAACGAGUUUUUCAGGAAGAAGACCUUCGCCAGAUCUUCAUGUUAACAGUUGGAGUUCUGCAGGAGUUCAGCAGGCGGGAGAGCCUCAGUGCUCAGAUGUCUUCAGUGUUUCAGCGGUACCUUGCAUUAGCCAACCAAGUCUUGAGCUGGAAUUUUCUCCCUCCAAAUUUGGGCAGACAUUAUAUAGCUAUGUUUGAAUCCUCACAAAAUGUGCUGUUGAAGCCAACAGAGUCCUGGCGGGAGACUCUUCUGGACAGCAGAGUCAUGGACCUUUUCUUCACAGUACAUCGAAAAAUCAGAGAAGAUUCAGAUAUGGCACAGGAUUCUCUACAGUGCCUUGCCCAGUUAGCUUCUCUGCAUGGACCCAUCUUCCCCGAUGAAGGAUCCCAGGUUGAUUAUCUAGCACACUUCAUUGAGGGCUUGCUGAACACUAUCAAUGGAAUUGAAAUAGAAGAUUCUGAAGCUGUGGGAAUCUCCAGCAUUAUCAGCAAUCUGAUAACUGUGUUCCCUCGGAAUGUUUUAACUGCCAUCCCCAGUGAACUUUUCUCCUCCUUUGUUAACUGCCUCACACAUCUCACUUGUUCUUUUGGGCGAAGUGCUGCGUUGGAAGAAGUGCUUGACAAGGAUGACAUGGUAUACAUGGAAGCAUAUGAUAAAUUGCUGGAGUCCUGGCUAACUUUGGUCCAAGAUGACAAGCAUUUCCAUAAAGGCUUUUUUACUCAGCAUGCUGUUCAAGUUUUCAAUUCCUAUAUUCAGUGCCACCUUGCUGCUCCGGAUGGCACAAGAAAUUUGACUGCCAAUGGUGUGGCCUCUCGUGAGGAAGAAGAAAUAAGCGAACUUCAAGAAGAUGAUCGAGAUCAGUUUUCUGAUCAACUAGCCAGUGUGGGAAUGUUAGGAAGAAUUGCCGCCGAACACUGUAUGCCUCUUCUGACAAGUUUAUUAGAAGAAAGGGUGACAAGACUCCAUGGUCAGUUACAGCGACAGCAGCAACAACUACUUGUUUCACCUGGAUCAAGCACCAUUGACAACAAAAUGCUUGAUGAUCUCUACGAAGAUAUUCACUGGCUUAUUUUAGUUACAGGCUACCUCUUAGCUGAUGAUACUCAGGGAGAGACUCCGCUAAUACCUCCAGAAAUAAUGGAAUAUUCCAUUAAGCAUUCAUCUGAAGUUGACAUUAAUACAACACUUCAAAUUUUGGGAUCUCCAGGAGAAAAGGCUUCUUCCAUCCCAGGGUACAGCAGAACAGAUUCUGUGAUUAGGCUGUUGUCUGCUGUGCUAAGAGUCUCAGAAGUUGAAUCUCGAGCAAUAAGAGCAGAUCUCACUCACCUACUAAGCCCUCAAAUGGGCAAAGAUAUUGUUUGGUUUCUAAAACGCUGGGCCAAGACUUAUCUCCUGGUAGAUGAAAAACUGUAUGAUCAGAUAAGUUUGCCAUUGAGCACAGCCUUUGGAGCAGAUACAGAGGGUUCCCAGUGGAUUAUCGGCUACCUCUUACAGAAAGUCAUCAGCAAUCUGUCAGUCUGGAGUAGUGAGCAAGACCUUGCAAAUGACACUGUACAGCUCCUUGUCACAUUGGUCGAAAGAAGAGAAAGGGCAAACUUAGUUAUUCAAUGUGAAAACUGGUGGAACCUGGCGAAGCAGUUUGCAAGCCGAAGCCCACCUCUUAAUUUCUUGUCGAGUCCAGUGCAGAGGACACUGAUGAAGGCUCUGGUCUUAGGAGGUUUUGCACAUAUGGACACAGAAACCAAGCAGCAGUAUUGGACGGAGGUCCUUCAGCCUCUUCAGCAGCGCUUCCUGAGAGUGAUAAACCAAGAGAACUUCCAGCAGAUGUGUCAGCAGGAGGAUGUUAAGCAGGAGAUCACUGCCACGCUCGAGGCCUUGUGUGGCAUUGCUGAGGCCACCCAGGUCGACAAUGUAGCCAUUCUUUUUAAUUUUUUAAUGGACUUCCUUAACAAUUGCAUUGGGUUAAUGGAAGUAUACAAAAAUACUCCAGAAACUGUCAAUCUCAUUAUAGAAGUUUUUGUUGAAGUUGCACAUAAACAGAUAUGCUAUCUUGGAGAGUCCAAAGCUAUGCAUUUAUAUGAAGCCUGCCUUACUUUGUUGCAAGUAUAUUCUAAGAAUAAUCUAGGGCGGCAAAGGAUAGAUGUUACAGCGGAAGAAGAGCAGUACCAGGACCUGCUUCUCAUUAUGGAGCUUCUCACUAACCUUCUCUCCAAGGAGUUCAUAGACUUCAGUGACACAGAUGAAGUAUUUAGAGGACAUGAGCCAGGACAAGCAGCAGGCAGAUCUGUGUCAGCAGCUGAUGUCGUUUUAUAUGGAGUAAACCUAAUUCUGCCCUUAAUGUCACAAGAUCUUUUGAAGUUUCCAACCCUUUGUAAUCAAUACUACAAAUUGAUCACAUUUAUUUGUGAGAUUUUUCCUGAAAAAAUACCCCAGCUUCCUGAAGAUCUGUUUAAGAGUCUGAUGUAUUCCCUAGAACUAGGAAUGACAUCAAUGAGUUCAGAAGUAUGCCAGCUCUGCCUCGAGGCCUUGACACCAUUAGCCGAACAGUGUGCUAAAGCACAAGAAACGGAUUCACCACUUUUUCUAGCAACUCGGCACUUCCUUAAGCUGGUUUUUGAUAUGCUGGUAUUACAAAAGCACAACACGGAGAUGACUACUGCAGCCGGAGAAGCGUUCUACACAUUAGUGUGUUUGCAUCAGGCCGAGUAUUCUGAACUGGUUGAGACAUUACUGUCAAGUCAGCAAGACCCAAUUAUUUACCAGAGAUUAGCAGAUGCCUUCAACAAGCUCACUGCAAGCAGCACUCCUCCUACCCUGGACCGGAAGCAGAAGGUGGCCUUCCUAAAGAGUUUAGAAGAAUUUAUGGCAAAUGUUGGUGGUCUCCUUUGUGUAAAAUAAACAACAGAGCUAUAUUCUUAACUUAGAUCCUUUCUGCAAAGUGCACUGAAUUGCUGAAAGUUGACUUGAGUCUUGGCCUAUUCCUCAGUUCAUUUGACCAUUUGGAUAUUGGAGAGCCUGAGACUUCUUCGAUGUGGAAUUUGGUGAAACAGGAGAGGUCAACUUAAAAUCAGCUUCUGUUAUUAGGUGUUAGCCAUGAUCUGCCAUAUACUUGUCUUCUAGAUUCUGAAUGGUAAUUUAAAAUUUCAAAAUGCAAUUCCAUAUAUGUGCAAACAGAUAUGGGCACCAUGAAAUUCAUAUUCAGUGCCUUUUGCCCUUUUAUCAAAGCAUAGGUGACUAGCCAAAGGUGGUAUGUUCUUGGCAUUAUUCUUCAGAAUAUCCAUAGAUUCCCUUCAUCACUUGGGGAGCUGGUUGUUAAGAGUGGAGUCUUGAGCCCUGCUGUACAUCACCAGAGUACCUGGUUGUUGAGCUCUGGAGUCUCCAUUUUAAGAAGCCCCUCCCCCCUUCUUUAUCCUAAAUGUUUUUGACUCAAUGCAAGAGAUGGUGGAAACUCGAAAGAGAUUUUGUGCUUUCCAACUCUUCCUCCCUUCAGUGAUUAUAAUUAUGCAGGAAGAAAAUUCAUCACCAAGUGUCUGUUAGUUUCAUAGUUCAUCUUCUCCCCCCCUUUCUCAUCUUCAUCCUCAGUGUUACAGGUUUUGUGUAAUUAUGGCAGGUUUCUAAUCAGACUGUGAUGCCUGAACUUGAGGAAAAUACGUGUAUAUUUUUUGUUCCGUAAAGUUAACUUUAGGAACUGUAGCCAUUUCAUUGCCUUAAUUUUUCGAGGAAAAGACAAACCAGAUUUGUUUAGAGAGAAAUUGGUCUCAACACAUAAGAGUUGACUUAGGGUAUUAGCUGCUAUGACCCUCCUGCCCCUUUGAUUAUGUAUUUAUGUGAGUUUCCCAGUGAAACAAGAGGAGCAUCCCCAUGUGGUUACCUCUCAGUGUGUUUCUGUUCAGCCACACAGCCAGUAUCUACUCUGAAUGGCUUGCUUAAGCAAUAACUUUUUAAUGGAUGUGAAUUACCAGUUCACACAGACUAUUGCACAUUGGGGCAUUAGGGGCAAUAAUUAUGCUAAAGUGGGUGUUGCCCUCAGGGGCCACACUAAUUCAGUUUCAGAGAUUCAAAUUUUAACUUUAGCCAGGCAUGGUGGUGAAUGCCAGGCUAGUCUGGGUUACAAAGUAUGAUUUGUUCUUUCAAAAAAGAGAGAGAGACAGAGAGAAAAGAAAAAUUCACUUUAGAUCCUCUGGCUUUUCUAAUCAGGAUUUUUAUACUGCUACCAUGCUCCACUUAAUUUUGUGUGCCAGUUUUAAUUAUGAAAAUGAAAGCUCAUUUAUAAACAGCAGUCCUCUGAAACGUGCACUGCAGGACCAGUCACACAGUGCAGUGGCAACAAAGAGGCCUCUGACCCAGGUGCAUUUGAGACUGUCGGAGGGGCAGGCUCCUCUGCUGUUUUUGACACCUCUCUGCUAAACCAUCCAGCAGGUACUGGCCUACCUGAACUGCACAGUGUGCAUCUUAACGUCUGGUGCUCUGAAGACUGUGUAACUACAACAGAGCAUCCUGUACCUGUGAUGGGAGGUGUGAGUGGGUACAGAGCUGAGGCCAUAACUUUUUGAGAACCCUUCUAAAUUGAUCACCAUUCAGUAAUGGUAAGAAUGGAAGAGGAAAAAAAAAAUCUCUAAAUACAAGAAGAAAAACAAUAUUAUUCUCUAACUACAUGCUUUGUAUUUUAAACACUUAAGAGUGUUUUUAGAUUUUUUUUUUUUCUCCUGAAGUGGUCUGCAGCAGUAAUCACUCUGUUUUGUGUUGUUCUUGACAUCUGUGUUUCUUCAGCGGGUGUGGUGUGUGUGUGUGUGUGUGUGUGUGUGUGUGUGUGUGUGUGAGGUAUGAGCCUUUUGCCAAAAGGCACAAAAUCAAGUUCAAGUAGAGAUGGGUAGGAACGGGUGCUUUGGUAAGUAAAAAGGCAUCUGUGUAUAACUUCUGUACGGACAGAACUAUAUUAAAUUGCUCAGAUCCUACUAUGAUACUCAAUUCUGUUACACCACUUUUAAUAGAAGGAAGAUUUGUUUUAGAUUGGACCAAAUAAUGCUUACAUGAUCACCAGAAUGCUGAUUAGUGGCUGAUUGAGGGUGAAAAGACACCACCAUAUUUCAGAUAAUGGGAAUGCCACUUAAUUGUACCAACCAGACUUUUCAGGGUGUGUGUGUGCAUUUGUUUGCUUUUUUGGGUAUUUGUUUAGUUUGGUCUUUUAUUUUGUUUUUACAUGUGCUUUAUGAACUUCUGAACUUCAUUGCUGUUCCACUUUCUUCUUGAAGCUCUUGUCCUAAUGGGUAUUGAGGCCAUGAACUUCAUGUUCAAAAACUAGUUUUUCCAAUUGAAAUUGACUUAAGUUGUUGAAAAUAUUUUUAACACAAAAAGUCAUUUGUGCCCUUUUAAAAAUACAUGUUAGUAAAUACAUCUUUCAAAAAAAUACAUGUUAAAGGACACUGUCAAGUAAUUGAUUUUUCAUCUUUUGUGUUAAAUUUCAUUUGUUCAUAAAGUAUCUUUUAACCUCUAUUUUUCCUUACUUUUGUUCAUGUUAGCUCAUUUUGUGCCUCUUGACUCUUUCUUUCCCAGGUCGUAGUCACUAAGUAAUCAGAGUCGCUAAGGAGGUUGUAUGCUAACAGUGGUGCUAAUGUAACAGCUCCUAAACUCUGCUCUUGUUGGCCUCUGCAAAGGGUAGUUUGAUGCCUUGGUGUUGGGUUGAUGUAUUUGACAGUGUCCUAAUGUAGUAGUUGAGUCUUAUUCUGGUGGAAGACUGUGUUAUGUAAACACCCCUGUAUUGUUUUUGUCUGAUAAAAUUGACAUUUUUGUAAACUUUGUAAGCUUUUCCCAAAACUUAAACACUUCAAAUUUAUUGUAUGGAAAAAUAUCUAAUGAUAAUCAAAUACUGUGUCACAAUUUUCACUUAAAAACCAAACAGACCUGUAAUCUUCCCCACUCAACAUCACUCAACACUCUUCCUGCAGUCAAGACUGUGUAAUCAUCACCUGUCUCUCAUCUCUGUUAAUAUUUGUAUGAACCCCUCAAGUACUGAAGGGACACUAGCUGUCAGUUUUCAGUAUUUCAAAUUGGAGUCUCCUAGGGGAUAGGUAGUGUUGACAGAACCCUGAAAAUAUUUUUCUUUGUUUUGCAUUUACAUAUAUCUUGUUUGCCAUCUCUUUGUUAGAGGUGAUUGUCAUUGGCACUAAGUUAGCUGUGUCUUUUGAGUGAUUGUCACUAUCAGUUCCAAGUCUGAAGGAAUUGUAGUGUUGGUCAGAUGUCUCUUGUUUUCCUCCAAGAAUAAGGAACUCAUUUGGAUAUGAGGUUUUUAACAUUAUAAAUUUUCUAUAAAACUUCCCACAGAAUAACAGAUGAUUUGGGGAUGUACAGUAUUUUUAAAUUAUUUGAAAAUGUAUGUAAAUGAGUGUUUUCUGACUUUUUCUGAAAACACUACAUUUCUUUAAAACUUGACUUUUCUAGAAUUAGAAAGAAAAAUGUCCAAAUUAGACAUCUUACUGAAUUCAAGUUGGUUUAAAGGGCCAUGGCUCAAGUUUAACUUCAUUUUUCCUUAGGCAUAAGAAUUAUGAAGUGUUCCUGGUUGAUUAUAAGGGGAAACCAUGACUUUUAUAUAGCCAAAGAGUACAUUUGGUUCAGGUCAAAAUAGAAGAUUAAUAAUGGACAUUCAUAUUGCUAGUUUUGAAGAUGGUUGAACUGUUUCUGUCCUAUAGAUGUGUACAUGGAAGUCUCUGUAAAGACUGAAAUAUUCAGCUGUGGUGGUGGUUCCCUCCUGUAGAGUGGGAGAUGUGUGACUGGCACUAGGCAGCUCCCUGUACCCACUGUGGCCUGCUCUUCACCUGUUCCCAGAACUUCCCAGUUGUGGGAAGGUUUGGAUUUCUUGUCCUGUCUGCAUUUUUAGGCCUCUUAGCUAUUAGGAGCUGUCAGGUAUGUACUGGCGGCUAAUUUUCAUAGCCUGAAGUAAUUUACCAUGUCUGCACUAUGAACCUACUGGGGGUGGGGGUGGGGAAUCUGACCUCAAGUGUGCUCUAAGCCCAGGUUUCCUGGUGUGGUGUCCUUUACCACGAAAUUAUGACAAAUUGCAAAUCCUGGUAUUGUGAUCUUAUUCUCUGUACAAAAAAGUUCUAUGCAGUGAGCUGUGGUUUAAUGGUCACAGAAUGUCAGCACUGCUAUCAUUCAGCACGUGUAACAUUUUUAAAUUUAUAAAUAUUAAAAUUUUAAACUUACACUAAGACUUUUUAGUUUCUUUUUUAAGAGACCCAGGGAUGAAUAUACUGUCUAAAUAUUUACCUCUAUUAAUAAAACUAUUGAAGGCAUUUAACUUUUCAAAAGAUACUUCAGUAUGAUUAGGAAAUAAACCAAGGCUAUGUGUUAAACCAAUUAUAACUUGAAUAUCAAAUUGAUAAAACUUUAUUUGUAUUUUUUAAAUCCUUCAAUGGGCGUUAAAAUAUGUUUUCACUAAAUAUUUUUAUUACA
Cricetulus griseus (Chinese hamster) is the source of this 8099-nucleotide messenger RNA. NCBI's taxonomy places the organism in Eukaryota, Metazoa, Chordata, Mammalia, Rodentia, Cricetidae. The record is from RefSeq and is a predicted model, not a curated record.